ACGUAGAUUGAAAAGAGAAUCUGCUGCUCGACAAAGAGCUAACCAAUCUUCAGAGCAAAAUGAACACCGUAAAAGGCAAUGUAGAGAAUCAAAGGGUCGAAAAAUUAUGCGUGACGCAUCUGCUGAACUUACUCAAA
Molecule: messenger RNA, 137 nt
Organism: Racocetra persica
Lineage: Eukaryota; Fungi; Glomeromycota; Glomeromycetes; Diversisporales; Gigasporaceae
Source: the annotation of a GenBank genome assembly